Biomphalaria glabrata is the source of this 1113-nucleotide messenger RNA. RefSeq lists its product as uncharacterized. Lineage: Eukaryota; Metazoa; Mollusca; Gastropoda; Planorbidae. The record is from RefSeq and is a predicted model, not a curated record. Gene Ontology annotation, molecular function: zinc ion binding. The coding region runs from base 465 to 785 and encodes 106 amino acids. The transcript is spliced from 2 exons.
AACUUUACUAUCCAGUUUAGAUCUAAGUCUAGGGCUGAAGACUUUUUAAAGUUUAUUCUAGGACUAGGCUCAUCGGGUCUAGUAACUUGAUAAAUCUAAUGGUCCUAGAUCUGAUACUAGUUCUGUGUUUCUUUUACAACUUUCAAAUGCUCCUUAAAAUUUGAAGCUAAUUACACCUUAGCCCAAACCUUUUGGUUGUUGCGGCUGAAGCACUUGACUAGUCUCGAUUGAAUUUUUGGUGUAGACUUGGGUUUUUAAUUUCUAUAUUUUUAGGACGCUUCGAAGUCCAACCAAUGUCUUGAUAUGAACAGGUAUUUUUUAUUAUUUUUUUUUCUUUUCAUUAUACAAGAGCUCUACAUCUAUUACUAAAAUGUUAUCGCUAUUUUUACUUUUGAAAAUGUCUACAGGCUUACAAGAGUUUAGCAGCUUACAACCAGUUCCUAGAUGGUUGGGUUCAAGAUAUUAUGGCUUUUAAACCACUAGCAAAGGUUCUUCACUCUCAGUGGUUAGCAGAAAAGGUACUGCAGCCCUGGAUAAGUCGAGAUGGUAUUAUUCUAUCAGCCCACUGUUCUUGUACAGUUGGACUUGGAGAGUCCUGCACUCAUGUGGCAGCCACUUUAUUUAUGCUGGAAGCCAACACCAGACUAAAAGAGAGUAAGACAGUUACAGGCUUGUCAUCUUACUGGAUAAAUCCAUCAGAGCUUAAAAAAGUUUUGCCAACUAAGGUUUCUGAGAUUGACUUCACCUCAUUAAAAAACAAAAAGUUAAAUUUGAUUCUCUUGUGAACAACAUCACUUCUAAAAAUAAAAAUUUAAAGGCUAUUAAAUCCAAAGAAACUAUAAAGCUUAGUCUAAAUAUUUUUAAUUCAUUUAUUGAAAGUAAUGAGACAACACCUUGAGGUGUUGUUCCAAUCAGAUAUUUUACUAUGUUGUGCUUAUAGGAUGGCUGCCUGGUCAUGCGGUUUGCGCGCUGGACUGUCGUUCGGAUUUAUCGACGGUCGAGGGUUAAACCCUACCCGCUCCCAUCCCCCGUCGUCCUGCGGGAGGUUUGGACUAGGAAGUAAACUAUCUUCAACUCUGAAGGAACAUCCGAAACAUGUAAAACAUUUUACAA